GAGAGAGAGAGAGAGAGAGAGAGAGAGAGAGAGAGAGAGAGAGACUGGUCAGUCCCUGAGCAGCUUCGCUUCGACCACAUUUUGAUACCGUAGAGGUGAAGGGAGAGAGAGAGGGAGGAGAAAGUCUAUUUCAUCUGGAAGCGGUUUGUCUCGCAGCUUCACCUCUGCCUCCUGCGCAUCAUCUUUGGCUCCGCAUCGCCACAGCCCUGGGAGGAUACGAUCAGGUCCGAAGUGGAGGCCUCUUCUUCCUCCUGUGAGACACAGUGAAUCCGUCUGAUCAUCUGCUCUCAGUCAGUCAGUGAUCCAGUUGUUGUCCAGCAUGAUCCAGAUAAUGGAGAACAUGCUGUGUCUACUGGUCCUCAGCUUAGUGCAUUUGAAGGAUGCUGCAGGUGGUGAUGUGUGUGUGUCGGGUCAUGACAGCGGGCCAGUGUUUGAACAACAGCCAAGCAGUUUAAUUUACCCAGAGGGCCUGAGUGAAGGCAAGGUUACCCUCAGCUGUCAGGCCAGAGCCAGUCCACCUGCUUCCUACAGAUGGCUCGUAAACGGCACAGAUGUCGCACUGGGUUUGGACCUUCGUUACACACUGGUGGCUGGAAACCUGGUCAUCAGCAGCCCAGAGUCUGUAAGAGACACUGGCUCAUACCAGUGUCUGGCCAUCAACCGCUGUGGAGUCGUCAUCAGCAGAGCAGCCAACCUCAAAUUUGGCUACCUUCAUGACUACCCUCCAGACAGCAGGAGUCCACAGACGGCAUAUGAGGGUAUGGGGACUUUCCUGGCCUGCCAGCCACCUCCACAUUACCCAGCCCUGUCAUACCGCUGGUUCAUCAACGACUUUCCCAACUUCAUCAAGAAAACCGACAGCCGCUGGUUUGUGUCGCAGGUCACGGGGAACCUGUAUUUGGCUAAAGCGGAGCUGAACGACACGGGGAACUUCUUCUGCUUCACCACCAUCAGCAUGGACAUCAGCACCAAGAGCACCUUCAGCAAAGCCAAUCAGCUCAAUGUGCUGCCUGAUGCCAAUCCAAGGAAGUCAGCACCGAGCAUUAAAGUGCGUUUCCCAGGGGAGACUUAUGCCCUUGCAGGACACACCGCCCAGUUAGAAUGCUUCGCCUAUGGAAAUCCGGUCCCAAAACUGCGAUGGAGGAAGGUGGAUGGACUAAUGCCGUCCAAGGCAGGCGCUUCGGCAGAAGGUCCCACCCUCAUCCUCCAAGACCUCUCCUUUGAUGAUGAGGGUAUUUACGAGUGUGAAGCCUACAACUCAGAAGGAAGUGACACAUACCAGGGACGCAUCACUGUACAAGCUCAGCCGGAGUGGUUGCAGGUGAUGAGCGACUCAGAGGUGGAGAUCAGCUCAGAGCUUCACUGGAGUUGUGUUGCAGCUGGUAAACCACGACCCUCCGUAAGAUGGCUCCGCAACGGACAGCCUGUCAGCACACAGGACCGGGUGGCGGUGAACGGAGCUCGUCUUAAGAUCAAUAACUUGGCUCUGGAAGAUUCAGGAAUGUACCAGUGUGUGGCUGAAAACAAACAUGGCACCAUCUACUCCUCUGCUGAGCUCAGAGUCCAAGUUCAGGCCCCAGAUUUCAGAUCGAAUCCAGUGCGAAGGCUGAUUCCAGCAGCCAGAGGAGGGCAGGUGAUGAUUGAGUGUCGCCCUCGAGCUGCUCCGAAGCCAAGCCUGUUCUGGAGCCGUGGCACGGAGCUGCUCACCAACAGCAGCAGAGUCACUGUAACUUCAGAUGGAAUCCUGUGGAUACACAACAUCAGCAGAGCAGAUGAGGGGAAGUACACCUGCUUUGCUGAAAACUACCUGGGCAAAGCCAACAGCACUGGACACCUGUCUGUCAGGGAUGCCACUAAGAUCACACUGGCUCCUUCCAAUGCCGACAUUAAUCAGGGGGAGAAUGUGACGCUGCAGUGUCACGCCUCCCAUGACCCCACCAUGGAUCUGACCUUCACCUGGGCCCUUAACGGGGUUCUGCUGGACGUGGAGGGUUCUGCAGGACCAUACCACCGUGUGGAUGGGAAGGAAAACAUCGGUGACCUGCUGAUUGUGAAUGCUCAGCUGAGUCAGGCAGGAAUAUACACAUGCACAGCUCAGACUGUGGUGGACAGUGCAUCGACUAUGGCUCGACUUGUGGUUCGAGGACCCCCAGGACCUCCAGGGGGUUUACUUGUGAGGAACGUUGCCGAGACAUCGGUGGAGCUCAGGUGGAGUCGUGGCUACGAUAAUCACAGUCCCAUUGGCAAAUACAUCAUAAUGGGCCGGUCAUCACUAUCAUCACAGUGGAAGAAGAUGAGGACGGACCCAGUGAACAUUGAGGGGAAUGCAGAGUCAGCUCGUGUGAUGGGACUGAUUCCCUGGAUGGAUUAUGAAUUUCAUGUCAUUGCCAGCAACAUCCUGGGAAGUGGAGAGCCCAGCAUGCCCUCACAGACCAUUCGCACUCAGCAAGCAGCUCCCACAGUGGCCCCCAGUGGACUAUCAGGAGGUGGAGGAGACCGCAACGAGCUCAUUGUUACCUGGACGCCCAUGGCUAGAGAAUACCAAAACGGGGACAAUUUUGGCUACACCCUGGCAUUCAGGAAGAAAGACACAUCAUCGUGGACAGUGGUGCGCAUUCUUCAUGUCGAGUCCUCUCGUCAUGUCUACUACAAUGAAAGCCUGACGCCGUACAGUCCAUUUGAGGUGAAGAUCAAAGCUUUUAACCGCAGAGGAGAGGGUCCGUUCAGUCAGAUCGCUGUGGUGCACUCUGCAGAGGAAGAGCCAACAGUGGGACCGUCCAGCAUUAAUGCCACAACACUGACUGCCUUCGACAUCCAGGUUUCCUGGGAGCCGGUCCAGCAGCUCAGCACCAAUGGCAUCCUUAGAGGAUAUGAGAUCCGGUAUUGGCGGCAGCAUGAACGGGAGGCGGCAGCAGACCGGGUGAGGACAGCAGGACUGGAAACGACAGCCAGGGUGUCUGGACUUCGACCCAGCACGCGAUACCACGUUGCAGUUCUGGCCUACAACAGUGCUGGCACAGGGCCACCCUCGCCACGCACCACCGUCACCACUAGGAAGCCACCUCCUAAUCGUCCUCCAGGCAAUGUUUCAUGGAAGACAGAUAGCUCAUCUGUAAUAGUGCGGUGGGACCAUGUGAAGGCCAUGCACAACGAGUCUGCUGUUCUGGGCUACAAAGUCUUGUACAAACAUGAAGGCCAAGCAGCGUUGAAAGUUCUGGACAAGGCAAAGACGUCAGUGAAUCUGCCUCUGCCGAAAGACAACGGUUACGUCGUGUUGGAGAUUCGAUCUUGGGGAGAGGGCGGAGACGGGCCAGCGCAUGAGAUCAUUGUGUCCCGGGACACAGGAACUGGUAUGAUGGUCCAGAACAAGGCCGCCUCCACACUUUCCAGUUACCCUCUGCACCUCUUCACUGGCUUGCUGUUCCUUACUCUCACAUAUUUGUCGGUGCUGUGAUCUCAGCCACUCUUUGGACAUUUUACUUUUAAAGGCUUCAAAGUAAAGUUUCUCCAUUUUCUCGACCUGUGUUUUGGGUUGGGUUCUUCACGUGGUUGGGGAAGGUUGUAGCUUUGCAGGAAUUUAAAGACUGGGAGGGAUUCAGUUUUUUUUUUUAUAAUAAAAAGAUGACCUUUUUUUAGGGGAAGAAAGGGCAACCCUGACUGCCUGACUGGAGUGCUUUUGUGAACCAGUGUUAAUAAAACAAAAAACAAAAAAAAAACCUGCCUUAUGGGACCAUUACAUUUGUGGACGACACAUCUCAUAGUUGCGAAGCUCAGACUGGAGCUGGUGGGACGCAGACUUCACAAAUUUCACACAUUUGAGACCUGGUAUUAACAUCCGUCCUUGGUGAUUUGAUGAAAUUGCACACAGAGCAAAGUACUAAGGUCAAUGCAUACCCAAUCUAUCCUGAAUGCAUCCUCAGAUCUGAUCACAAAAACGACCUGUCGGGGUGGUUUUGGGACCACAUUUAUGAACCUCUGAGCCCCUGCAGUCUCACAGUGAACUGAAAGUAUUUUUUUACUCUAGUCAGAACCCAACACGGCAAUUUAUUUGUUGCCACUGGUGCAUUAUUAACACUGAUCUAAUUACUUCACCCCACAGAGUUUGUGAUAGACACAUAUGUUGCCCAAGAAUUUUGACCCUGACCCUGCGGAUUCGAAUACACAACCUUCUGAUCUGGAGUCAGACGCUCUACCGUUGCGCCACAGAGUUACACGUAUAGGCCGACAGAGGAUCGUUGCGUGAAUGGAGUGAAGUCUGCCAUCUGAUUCCCUUUUUAUAUAUUGUUUCACGUUACAGGAGCAUGUGUAACACUUCUCUUUGUUACUUGUUGCUUUUGGUCAACAACAUAAUGCCCUUCUCUCUUUUUCUUUCUUGCUCCUGGGCCGUGGUGCAGACUCACAGACACACACUAACACAUAACAACAGACACAUCCGUGCAGUCGCUCCAUGAAAACACAACAGGCAUGAUGUCGGCGUGUAUUUGAAUACCAUCUUGCAGGGGAAGCAAAAUCUGUGGUCACAGGAAAUGCAUUCAAGAUACAUUUUAAUGCCAAGCUGUCCACGGGUGAUCUGAUCUCUCAGCAGGGAUGUUAAUACCAGGUGUGAACAGGGCCCAAGUGUAAAUGACAGUGUCAGUUUGAUGAGGUUCACACCAAGAGCAAUUAUUUCACACACACACACGCACACAGACACACACUCUGAUUAUAUGUCGCACAUGAAAACUUAGCUUUAGCUUAUUGUGUUGAGAAAAACAAUUUGUUUCCUAAAAUGACGUUGAGUUCUGU
This is a messenger RNA of Solea solea (common sole), 4785 nucleotides long. It is a transcript of the gene cntn2, whose product is annotated as contactin 2. The transcript is spliced from 23 exons. Lineage: Eukaryota; Metazoa; Chordata; Actinopteri; Pleuronectiformes; Soleidae. Gene Ontology annotation, molecular function: cell-cell adhesion mediator activity. The record is from RefSeq and is a predicted model, not a curated record. Bases 320 to 3454 code for a protein of 1044 amino acids. Gene Ontology annotation, biological process: cell-cell adhesion; brain development.